AUGAUUCACGAAAUAAUUGUAAGCUUGAUAGGGCAAACAGGAGAUAUAAUUAUUUUAGUGGACAAAAAAAGGGAAAAAACGACAAAUGGAAGCAAUAUAAAUAUAGAUGAAUAUGGGUUUGAAGUAAAUAAUAACAUUCACAUAUUCCUUAAUUCAGAAAUAAAAAUAAUCAACGAGAUAGUGGAAUUAGGUUACUAUUUUUACAUAAUAAAUAUCUUUUGCUUGUUAGUUAAAAAGAAUACAAUUUAUAAAGAUUUAACACAUAUACACAAAUUUAAUAAAUUAAAUGCAGAAAAAAAGAGAAAAAAAAAAAGAAAAAAAAAAAGAGAUGAUUGUAUGAAUGAAAACUUACAAGGAGACGACAACAGCUCAAGUUAUGCUAGUUCGUCUUCCUUCAGUUCUUCUUCAGAUGAAUCCUCCUCAUAUGAUGAAGAAUCAGAAGACAGUAAUAAUUUAAGUAAUUCUUAUAAAAAAAGAAAGUUCGAAAAAAAGAAUGAAAUAAAUAAUUAUUUUGGUGUAAUAUUGAAAAAUAUAAAAAGCUUAAAUAAUGCAAGUCCCUACGGAUAUUAUGCUAAUGGUUUAUGCAAUGAAAUAAAUAAAUUUAUGAGAAGAUAUUUAAAAACAAUUAGUGAAAUAGAAGAAUAUAUAAAUAACAACAGUAACACACCAUUAACACAAAUACUAACAAUGCUAGAAAAAAAAAGAGAGGAAAUAAUAAUAAUAAUAAAUAUUAUAAAAAAUUAUUUAGAGUUUCAAAGAAAGGAAGAACAGAAUAUAGUGGAGGGAGAAAGUAGAAAUAAAACAAAAGAAAUUUUAGAUUUCUUGUAUGAAAAAUGUUUAAGUGGAAAUUCAAGAAUUAAGAAUAUUUAUCACAAAUAUUUUAAAAAUUUAGGAAAAAUAUUAUUGCAUCAAAUUUUUUCAUGGAUACUUUAUGGUCAAUUGUUAGAUCCAUAUUGUGAGUUUUUUAUUCAGAAAAGACAAUUUAUUUAUUCUGAUGAUAAGAAAGUAUUUUUGUCCCCUGAAGAAUUAUAUGAAAAUUUAACAUUAACUAAUGUGCAGAGUUUAAAUUUUGAAUGGAAUUAUUUAUUUUUUCAAUCACUCUCUAAUUUGCCAGAUUGUUGUAUAGAUAAAAUUACUGGUAGGAAAAUACUGUUUAUAGGAAAAUCAAUUCGAAUAUUAAUUAGAAGCAAUAAAUGGAAUACUAGUGAUAUCAUUAAAUUGUUUUCGAUUACUCAGAUAUUGUCCAAAGCGUUUGAUCAAACAUCCAGGAGGGGUUAUAAAAAAAGAGGGGACUAUUAUUAUAUAGAUACUACGGCUGUGAGUUAUGAAAAUGAUAUUAGUAGUCAGAGUCGUAUGAAUAAUGUAAGAAGUGUGAAUAAUAUAAACAACACGAUUAAAGAAAAUGAUGUAAAAAUUGCAAACGGAAUAAAUACAAUCACAAAUGAUUAUGUACCCCCAUUUAGCAUUUCAAGCUCUAGUGACUCUGAUAGUUCGUAUGAACAUUCAUCUGACACGCAAAAUGACUCUAUAAAUUUAUAUUGCAAAGAAAUAAUUGAUAUUACUAUCGAAAAGAUCAGAAGCAUAAUAGCUUAUAAAUUGUGGAAAUACAUAGUUAAAGAUAUAAAUUUAAUAAAAAUAUUUGACCUAUUUAAAGAUAUAUAUUUAUUAAAUAAUGGUGAUUUUUAUGAUUAUUUUUUAGAUAAAUCAUGGUCUCUAAUGCAUACACCUCCAAAUUCUAAAAAUGAAAUUCUUUUAAAAAUUUUAGCUUGGAAAAGUUCUUGUGUGUCAGUAGAAGAUUACUGUAAAUCGAAAUAUGAAAAUAAAAAAGAUAAAUUACUUUUAGAGAAAUAUGAAGACGCAUUAUUUACCGAAUGUACGAAUGAUGAAAAUGAAUAUAAUUUCUUUAAUAGCUCAAAUAGAUUUCAUUUUGAUGCAGAUAAUUCUGAAAAUAUUAUUUCCAAGUAUUUCUACCCAAGGAUAUCAUACAAGAAAUUUUCCUAUGAUUCAUUUGAAAGAGAAAAACAUGAUAAUUUAAUAUUAGGUGGUAUGAGCUAUAUAUAUGAUAAAAAAAUUGUGUUAAAUGAUUUUUUUAGAGGAAUACAAACUUUGUAUAAGAAAAAGUAUUAUGAUUAUGAUAACAUUUUUAGCGUAUGCAUAAACAAUUAUAGGCAACAAAUAUUAAGAGGGUUUAAACAUGGUUUUGAUUUUUCAGUUAAUUUUAAUAAUUUUUUUGACAACCAAUUUGUGCAUAAUGAAAAUAAAGAGGUGAAUGUGGAAGGAGUAGGUGUGAAAAGUGAUAAUACGAAUCAAAUACAAAAUGGAGAUAAUUUUCUUGUUGGUUGUUGUUUUGCCUUAGUUAUUCAUUCAAUGAAAAAUCCUUUGCUUUAUAAAACGGAUGUAUUAAGUCGUUCUUUGGGGUAUUGGGGAUCUUUAGGUGAUUGCCUAUCUGUUGAAAUAAAAGUAAAAUUUUAUGAAAAGAAAACUAGCGAACAGGAUAAAAUGUCUCAACUUAGUAUAAAUGCUAGUAUUGAGUAUGGAAAUAAUUUAAAUAGCGUAAUAUUAGGAGAUGUGGAAAUAGAAGUUUCUCUCUACAUAGGGGGAAAGGGUAUAUCAUCAUUCGUUCAUAAUAGCAACAGUUAUACUGUUGAUUAUACGAAAGAGUCUAUUUUGAAUAACAAGUUAUUAGCAGAUAAUAUAAAUCAAGAAAAGAUAUGGAUCUAUGAAAAUAUGAAGAAAGAUGAAAAUUAUUUUAAAAAGAGAAAUAUAAAUAAUGUAAAUAUAAUAGAUCAGGAUAAUUUAACGAAUGGAACCCCCCAAGGGAAUAGUAAUAAUAAUAAUGAUAAAGAGACGACAUUACCUGUGUUAAAAAUUCAGAGCAAUAAACAAAUUUUUCACGAUAUAAAUAAAAAUACAUUAACCAAAUUUCGUGUGAGAAUAAACUGCUUAAAACAUUCCUUUAGCGUAUAUAUACAGAAAUUAGAUGAAUACAACAUAAAUUUGAAUACUCCAAAAAAUAAAAUAAAACCAAUUAUUCAUAUAAGAGCUUUAGAUAUGACACAAGCCUUCACCUUAGAUAUUGGAAAUGGUUACAUAGGUUUUUAUACUUGCCCAAUAUUAUUUAAGCAUAAAUUGUUAAAAAAAAAAAGUAAGCUAAAUGAAUGGUUCAAAAGAUUUUAUAGUGACACAUUAAGUGCUGAUUCGACCAUUUACCAGGACUUUUUUAACAUGGGUAAUGAAAAAAAUAAAGAAGCCAUACAGAACGAGCUUAAAAAUAUAAAUAAAAUAAUCCUUUAUAGCAAGCGUAAUAACAACACGAAGGAUGAAUUUGCUACCCUUAAUACUCAGAAGAAAAAAAAAAAAAGCACUAAUGGUAGCGAUGAUUGUGGUGGUACUAGUAGGGACCUAUCGAAAAACGUACUUUUAUUUAGUUCCCAUGAUUGUUCAGUGGAAAUAUAUAAAUGGUUUCACCAAUCGUAUAAAUCACCCAUAGAAAUUCCCGAAGUUGAUGUAGACAAUGAAACAUUAAUAUUUUAUGAUAAGCAAAUAAAUAAAAAUAUAAAAAUUCAUAGUGGGUUGAAUUUAUGGAAUAACGUGGAAAUACAUUUUAAACUUACGUGGCCAAUUGCUUUAAUUAUUAAUACGAAUACUAUAUAUACGUAUAAUUCAAUUUUCCAAUUUUUGUUUCUUUUAGGUAGAAUUUAUUAUAAUUUGAAAAUUUUGUGUUAUCAUAAUAGGCAUUUAUAUAAAUAUUUAAAUUAUAAAAAGGGUGCCUUGUUAUUUUCUUAUUUGUUCUCUAUUAGGUAUAAAAUGCAAUUUUUCUUUUUUCAUUUGAUUAAAUAUUUACAAGAGGAUAUUAUUAAUUAUGAAUAUAGACAGAUGAUUACGCAAAUUCAUAAAUCAAAAGAUUUUGAAUAUACUAAAUCUAUUCACGAUUUGUACAUUUCUCAAGUAGCAACAAAAUGCUUUUUGCGUGUUCAAGAUAUAACCAUCCCUUUGAUGGAGUUAAUAGAUAUUUCUUUUAAAUUCUGUUAUUUUUUUCAAUGCUUGAUAGAAAACGAGUUGUUUACAGAUAUUCUAAAUUAUGAAAUAAAUGAAGAAGAGGAUAGAAAAAAAGGGGAUAUUAAUAAAAAUGUGGGAAAUGAUUCCACUGAUGAAAAUAUUAAUGAGAAUGAUAAUGAUUUAAAUCAAGUUAUUGAAAAAUUAUUACAGUAUAAUGAUAUAUUUAACGAAAAGUUAGCCUGCGUUUUGAACGAAAUGGUCAACGUAAGUGCUAACAGUAACCAUGCCUACCUUGUCCAUUUAUUGACCAUAAUAGACUUCAAUAACUACAUAACUAAAAUAAAGGAUUCUAUCAUAGGAAAGUCCAAAGGCGUAGGAGAAAAUAGUGAAGAUGAGAGAAGUAGUAAAAAUAUAAUUGCAAAAGGAGAGGAAUAUAAAAAUGAAAAUGAACACGUAAAUGAAUAUGAAAAUAAAAAUGAAGACGUAAAUGAAUAUGAAAAUAAAAAUGAAGACGGAAAUGAAUAUGAGAAUAAAAAUGAAUACGAAAAUGAAUAUGAAAAUAAAAAUGUGUGGCCACGGGAUAAACGUGCAGAAAAGGGUGCUAUAACUGGCAGGAAUAAUAUUCAUUUUAGCAAAAGAGAUGAUAACAAAAUGGAAUAUACAGAUAUAGAAAACAUGAAUAUUAGUGAUAACUAUUACGUUGACAAGAGAGAUAUUUACUCAGGAAACCUUCAAAAUGGUAAUAACAUUUCAAUAACUGGUAUGUCUCAUAACAUUUCAGAAAUAAACGAAUUAGGUAAUAGAAAUAAUAAUUUUUUAAAGAAAAGAAUAGUUAACAAAUUUAGCAAUUUGAUUUAUAAUAAUAAUUCUGAUGAAAAGGAAUACCAACAUGGAGAUGGAAUAAAUGAACAUGACCAAAAUAAUAUCUCAGUACAAAGUAACAAAAACAUCUUGAAUGGAAAUGUCAAUGUAGCAUAUGAAGAUAGCAGCUUCCGUAGAUAUAGCAAUAUAGAUAAUUAUGAUAAUAAUUAUCAGAGUAAUAUUAAUUACAACAGUGUUUACAACGAUAUUAUUUAUAAUGAUGCUAGUUAUAACCGUAGCCACCAGACCAAUAGCAUUUACAAUGAUAGCAACAACAAUAAUAACAGUUAUAACAGUUAUAACGGUUAUAGCAGCUAUAACAGUCAUAACAAAUAUAACAAUUAUAACAUUCUAAUUGACAAGUACUCAAAUAUAUUGAAUAGCUACAUGAAUAAUAGCAAUAAUAGUAACAAUAACAGUAAUUCAGUUUAUAACUCUAUCAAGAACUAUUCAAAUAAUUCCCAUAUGGAUUCGUAUAAUUCUGUAUUAGAUGCAUCCAAAUUAAAGCAUAUAAACCAUAUUUCUAAUAUACCAAAUGAAAACAAUAAUGUUAAUAAUUUUAGUAUGUAUAACAUAGAAAUAGGUUUAAACAAUAACAUAUUAAAUCAAGAAAAUAAUAUCACAGGAAAGAUUAAUAAUAUGAAGCUGAAAAUGGAUUUAAAUGAUAACAAAAGUACCUUUGAUCAAAAUCCUUUGGGUAUUAAUAAUAAAGAUACGGAAAACAAUAAAGGUAAUAAUAAUAAUGCAACAACUAAUUUAAAUAGCCUCAUUGAUUUAAAUCUUAAAAAGAACUUUAAUGUGCAAAAUUUAAUAGACAAUUACAAUUACAAUUACGAUAUCUCAUCUACUAAUAAUUCUUUUCACCCUUAUAAUAUGGAUAAAUAUAAAAGCAGCAAUAAUAAUAAAUCUCAGUUGUAUAACAUUCCCAAUAUGUCUAAUUAUGGCAAUAUUCCAUUAAAUAUUUAUCAAAAUGAAAACAAUAUAAGUGAAAUGGAAGGAGAUAUUGAUAGAGAAAAACACAAACAUAAUAAAUGA
This is a messenger RNA of Plasmodium malariae, 5895 nucleotides long. RefSeq names its product conserved Plasmodium protein, unknown function. The transcript has a single exon. The record is from RefSeq and is a predicted model, not a curated record. Bases 1 to 5895 code for a protein of 1964 amino acids. Lineage: Eukaryota; Apicomplexa; Aconoidasida; Haemosporida; Plasmodiidae. Gene Ontology annotation, molecular function: gamma-tubulin binding; microtubule minus-end binding. Gene Ontology annotation, cellular component: equatorial microtubule organizing center; centrosome; spindle pole. Gene Ontology annotation, biological process: spindle assembly; cytoplasmic microtubule organization; meiotic cell cycle.